This is a messenger RNA of Closterium sp. Yama58-4, 2412 nucleotides long. The record is from the annotation of a GenBank genome assembly. NCBI's taxonomy places the organism in Eukaryota, Viridiplantae, Streptophyta, Zygnematophyceae, Desmidiales, Closteriaceae.
AUGAGCCUCCUGCUGAAAACCCGCUCUUACGUACGACGCAUUGCCCUCCUGUGCGCGGACACAGACUCCCAUUGCCCUCACGCACUUUCCCCCGCUCUUCCCGCUGCACUUCCCGCCGCACUUGCGCUCGAGCGCACAGGGGGAGCUCUCUGCGCACUCACCUCCACGCGCCUCGAAACCAAGCCAUCAGCGCGCAGCCAUGGAUUUGACGUCGCCCAUCCGCCUCGCCAGUGGCACCUCCAUUCCCCGCCUUGCCUGUGCGCCCUUUCCGCCCUCUCCGCCCUUUCGGCCCCUUCCGCCCUUUCCGCCCCUUCCGCCCUUUCCGCCCCUUCCACCCUUUCCGCCCUUUCCGCCCCUUCCGCCCUUUCCGCCCCUUCCGCCCUUCCCGCCCGUUCCGUCCCCUAUCCAAUCCCGCUGUUGGCGCCGUGCCCUCUUCCAUCCUCCCCCUUCCGCCUUCCCCCUGUUCCAUGCCCCUACCUCCACCUUUCCUUCCUCCGUGUUGCCAGCGCCUUCCCCUCUCCUCGCCCUUCCGUUCGCUCUAACCCCCCUGGGCUAGGCUCUAACCCCUCCUCCCCGCCUCUCUCCCUCUCCCACACUUCCAAUCCAACCUUCCCUCGCGCCGUCAACCUCCCGCCUUGCCUCUCCUCGCCCCCUCUCUCAUUGCUGGGCACAUUCAAGGCCAAAGGUGGGGAGGUGAAGGAGGCAGUUAAAGCAGCACUUGCAGCUGGAUACAGGCACAUCGAUACUGCGUCGGUGUACAAGAAUGAAGUGGAAAUUGGGGAGGCUAUUAGGGAGUAUGGCAUAGCAAGGGAGGAGGUUUUUAUCACGUCCAAGGCCUCUCCCUACGAGCACGGGCCUGGAGUGGCAAAGCUAGAUAGAGCUCUGUUACUGCCCCCUAAUCUUCCUUCAUCCCUGCUCCCCUCCUCCUGUCUUUCUAGAGCGUCUGAGAAGAAUGCAGAGAUUCGCUUGGAGUCUUGGCAAGCCCUGGAGCAGCUUCAGAGAGGAGGGGGGGGAGAGGGAGGAGUAGAGGAGGGUGGUGGGGAGGGGAAUAGAGGGGAGGGGAGGGGAGUAGUGGGGAUGGGGGCAGAAGGGGAUAGAGAGGGGUGCAGAGGGGUGGAGAAAGGCAAGAAGUGGCUAGGAGAAGAAACACAGAGAGUUUUGUUUGCUUUUUAUACGCUAUGGCUUCUACCACCAUUAUUAUGGCAUGCACCUUCCCUCCCCUCCCCAGGUAAAUGCCGCGCCAUUGGAGUCAGCAACUUCACUGCCGCCCAUCUCGAUCACUUGAUGACAAACUCUGCCACCCCGCCAGCUGUCAACCAGGUGGAGGUGCACCCGCUGCUGACUCAGCAGCCCCUGCGAGCCUAUUGUGCAGAGCGUGGCAUCUGUGUGGCAGCAUACUCCCCCCUGGGGUGUGGCCAGCUGUUGCAGCAUUCAACUGUGCAACAAGUGGCUAAGCAAGUCGAGCGGUCAGCUGCUCAAGUGCUGCUCAGAUGGAGCCUGCAGCAUGGGAUGGUUACAAUACCCAAGUCUGCCCCUACGGUUGACACGGAUUAUUUGAAGGAGAUUGAGGCGGUCAGGCGUGAUUUACGAGCGUUAAUCGCGGAGAAGAGCUGCGCUCCGCUUAUGCUUCGCUUGGCAUUCCAUGACGCUGGUACUUACGACGCGAAGACGAGAAGCGGCGGACCAAAUGCUUCGAUUCGAAGCGAGCUGGAGUACACUCAUGGCGGAAACGCAGGGAUGAAGAUAGGCAUCGACCUGCUUGAGCCGGUUAAGGCGAAACAUCCUCGAGUAACAUACGCUGACAUCUACCAGCUAGCUGGCGUGGUAGCUGUUGAAGUAACCGGAGGCCCUACCAUCUCUUUUAAGCCCGGCCGAAAGGACUCCCUGGCCGUUACUCCUGACGGCAGGCUGCCAGAUGCUCAUAAAGGAUCUGAUCACCUGCGAGAUGUAUUUUACCGCAUGGGGUUCAAUGAUCAAGACAUUGUUGCUUUGAGUGGAUCGCACACUCUGGGGCGUGCACAUAAGGAUCGUUCGGGCUUUGAGGGUGCGUGGACGCAGCAACCGUUGAAAUUUGACAACACCUACUAUAUUGAGCUUUUGAAAGGAGACGCUGCAGGACUGCUCAAGCUUCCCACAGACAAGUGCCUUGUAGAGGACCCCAAGCUUCGUCCAUUUGUUGAGUUGUAUGCAAAGGAUGAAGAGGCGUUUUUCAGGGACUACGCAUCUGCACACAAGAAAAUGUCUGAGCUUGGGUGCAAGGAUACCUCUCCAGCAUUCUGGGAAGCUGAUGCUGCAGCCAAGGAGACUGUUAGUGCGUCCACCAUCUUGGCCCAAAGUGCUUUUGGUGCUGUUGUCACUGCUGGAGUUCUAGUGCUCGGAUACCUUUAUGAGCUCCGCCGGAAAGCCAAGUGA